This is a messenger RNA of Exophiala viscosa, 1478 nucleotides long. Its product is annotated as RmlC-like cupin domain-containing protein. The record is from RefSeq and is a predicted model, not a curated record. The coding region runs from base 192 to 1244 and encodes 350 amino acids. The transcript has a single exon. NCBI's taxonomy places the organism in Eukaryota, Fungi, Ascomycota, Eurotiomycetes, Chaetothyriales, Herpotrichiellaceae.
GCUGAAAGCUAUAUUAUGGCUGCAUCUGCCCCCAUUUCCUUAUCGAAAACUUAAUGAGACCCAUAUUCACCCUCAUUGCCCAUUUUACUGCUGGUGAUCUUGUUUGUUAGUUCUUGAACUAAGGCGACGAUCUGAAUAUCCAUUGCCGAGGUCACCCCAGGCGCUAAGCGAGGCCGACCCCUUAAUUCAAAAUGAUGCAAUUCAUCACCUCCAUCGUUGCUAUUCUGGGCGGCAGCAGCACGAACCCUUCCCCAGUAUCGGGUGGAUUGGUGGUAGACACAGCUCCGACCACCCCGCAUCGACCUUAUGUCCUCCCUAACCUCAAAGGCGCCGCUGUUGAUUUUGGCGGAUUGAUCAUUCGAACACUUGUUCCCAACGUCACUUCGAGCGGUGGCUUGUCCAUUGUCAGCGUCAACUCUGGCCCGGCGGCUUUGAAUCUGAUUCACCACCACAAAGAGGUCGAGGCAUUCUACGCUCUUAAGGGUGGUGUUCAAGUCUUCCACAACUCCAACCAAGGCCGCCAAUUGCAGGCCAACGAUUUUGCUCUGCUGGCACCUGGUAACAACCACACUUACCGUCCUAAUGACCUCGACCUCCAACUCACAUUAUGCAUGGCCCCUGGGGGGAUUGAUGAGUUCUUUACCUCCGCCAGCAAUGCGUAUAGCUCAUCAGGUCCAUUCAAUCCAGGACAUUCGUCCCAGCUGAACAUCACCAAAGUCUUGGGACUAAUGCCGCAAUAUAAUAUCAUACCAGAGCCGUUCAAUACUAUCAACACGGACUGGGUCAAUGGCACAACCGAGGACGGCUUAGACACUUGGCAGGUAGCCGAACAGACCUUGCCGACAGAUACUUCCAAGCCAUACUUCAUUUCCAGCAACCGUGGACCAAAAUAUCUGAGUCAAGAUGCUGGCAAGGUCAUUGCUCAGCUGGCCUCACCGAAGCAAACGAACAACAAACUGUCCGUUGCAACAAUCGCAAUGAAACCAGGCCCCAAGCCUGCUGCUUCCAGGUUUAAUGUGGACCAAGCUUUCCAGGUGACGGAGGGUCAGCUUCACGUUGAGAUCAACGGCGAGAGAGCACAAUUGAUCUUUGGCGAUCUGGUCUUCAUUCCCAGAGGAACAUAUUUCAAUUACUGGUCGACUGUCGGCUUUACCAAGUUCGUUGCCUGGUCUGCUGGACCAGGACUUUCGGACAGUCUCAUUCAAGGAGCGGAAGAAUGGGAUUAUGCUGUGUGGCCAGCGUGACGUGACUGUGAGGAUGAAAGCACGUUUCACUAUUGAUAUCAAAGACAUUCGGUCUAUCGUAACAAAUCAAUUGACAGACGGUCAGCUUCGGCGCACACUUGCAAAAGCGAAGUAACGGACUGUGUUUCAGGGUAAAAAGGCCCUGGCAGAUGGGAGCAAUUUGUUGCAUUUGGGACGCCUGGCAGGAUUAGAUAGCUCAAAAUAAUGAUAUCCUACUUGCCCUCCUUGGACACA